AUGCAAUUCACCAACCUCUUCUUCGACAUCCUCGCCACUGCUACUGCAGUCUCUGCAGUCCCAACUCCCGUAGACCCGCGCUCCCCACCAACCAUUCUUCCCAAGAACAUUGAAGGCUUCCCGCCCAACGACUGGGAAUGCAAAACGAGCCAAAAGAAGCCCACCACUGUGACAUUCUCCGGCCAGUACAUCAAAGACACAGUCGAGUUUGGCCUGCAGCUCCGCGACAAUGGUGACAACAAAGCCGGCAACAGCAAGUACCCAGAGUUCUUCACGCACCCAGAGUCAAUCCCCGGUUUGGAGGGCUACGCCGGCGAGACCAACAUCGAUCACUUUCCGCUCAACUAUGACGGCAAGACGGUGUUUACCGGCGGCACACCCACCAGCGAUGCAAGGGUUGUGUACCAGCACACGGUGAAAUCUGAUAAUGCAAAGUUCAUUGGUGUGUGGACGCAUGCGGGCAGGAAGGAUGGCAAGUUUGAGAAGUGCACGGAGAAGUAA
Exserohilum turcica Et28A is the source of this 501-nucleotide messenger RNA. RefSeq lists its product as uncharacterized. Gene Ontology annotation, molecular function: RNA nuclease activity; RNA binding. The coding region runs from base 1 to 501 and encodes 166 amino acids. Lineage: Eukaryota; Fungi; Ascomycota; Dothideomycetes; Pleosporales; Pleosporaceae. The record is from RefSeq and is a predicted model, not a curated record. The transcript has 2 exons.